CUCCAUUUUCAGUCCGGCAACGCUCAUUACUCUGCGUACAAAACGAUUGAGCACCAGAUUGCAAUUCAGUAUCUUCAAAUGAAAUGGCCACUGCUCGAUGUCCAAGCAGGAAGCCUCCAGAGCCGACAAGCCCUCAAGGAUGCCCGCUCACCAUCGCCUGCCCACAUCGUACAGAGCCCCCUCCCUUGCUGCACUCAGGGACAUGCCUGUCAGCACUUCUACCCCCCCUCAGACUUCACUGUCAGCACGCAAGUCUUCAGGGACAUGAAAAGCAGCCACUCCUUACACAAGGUUGGGGAGCCCUGGUGUCUGGAGUCGAACAAGGUCCCGGUGGUGCAGCAUCCCCACCAUGUCCACCCCCUCACUCCUCUCAUCACCUACAGCAACGAACACUUCACCCCGGGAAAUCCACCUCCACACUUACCAGCUGAUGUAGACCCCAAAACAGGAAUCCCACGGCCUCCGCAUCCCCCAGAUAUCUCUCCGUACUACCCGCUGUCGCCCGGCACCGUAGGACAAAUCCCCCAUCCGCUAGGAUGGUUAGUACCACAGCAAGGUCAGCCUGUGUAUCCAAUCACCACAGGAGGGUUCAGACACCCCUACCCCACAGCCCUGACAGUCAACGCUUCUAUGUCUAGCUUCCUGUCUUCUAGGUUCCCUCCCCAUAUGGUCCCUCCCCACCAUACUCUCCACACGACCGGCAUCCCUCAUCCGGCCAUCGUCACACCAACAGUCAAGCAGGAAUCCUCCCAGAGUGACGUCGGCUCACUCCAUAGCUCAAAGCAUCAGGACUCCAAAAAGGAAGAGGAGAAGAAAAAGCCCCACAUAAAGAAGCCCCUCAAUGCAUUCAUGUUGUAUAUGAAGGAAAUGAGAGCGAAGGUGGUGGCCGAGUGCACACUGAAGGAAAGUGCCGCCAUUAACCAGAUCCUUGGCCGCAGGUGGCACGCCCUGUCCAGGGAAGAACAAGCCAAGUAUUAUGAGCUGGCCCGGAAGGAACGACAGCUUCACAUGCAGCUGUAUCCUGGCUGGUCUGCGCGGGAUAACUAUGGGAAGAAGAAGAAGAGGAAAAGGGACAAGCAACCUGGUGAGACCAAUGAACACAGCGAAUGUUUCCUAAAUCCUUGCCUUUCACUUCCUCCGAUCACAGACCUGAGCGCUCCUAAGAAAUGCCGAGCGCGCUUUGGCCUUGAUCAACAGAAUAACUGGUGCGGCCCCUGCAGGAGAAAAAAAAAGUGCGUUCGCUACAUACAAGGUGAAGGCAGCUGCCUCAGCCCACCCUCUUCAGACGGAAGCUUACUAGAGUCGCCGCCCCCGUCCCCGCAUUUGCUAGGCUCCCCUCCCCAAGAUGCCAAGUCACAGACUGAGCAGACACAGCCGCUCUCGCUGUCCCUGAAGCCUGAUCCUCUGGCCCACCUGUCCAUGGUGCCACCGCCACCUGCACUCCUACUGGCUGAAGCUGCCCACGGCAAGGCCUCUGCCCUCUGUCCCAAUGGGGCCCUGGACCUGCCACCUGCCGCCCUGCAGCCACCCAUGGUCCCGUCCUCAUCGCUCGCACAGCCCUCUACAUCUUCCUUACAUUCCCACAACUCUCUGGCUGGGACCCAGCCCCAGCCUCUGUCUCUGGUGACCAAGUCUUUAGAAUAGCUACACCUCGUCCACUAUGACCUGCUUGAUUGAAGUGUUUCCUUCUGGUUCUUGGUUUGCCCUCCUCCACCCCACCUUGGAAAGCUUUUGUUUGUACUCUUAAUUUGUGCCACUGUGGCUACAUGAGUUGAUGUUUAUCGAGUUCAUUGGUCAAUAUUUGACCCAUUCUUAUUUCAACUUCUCCUUUUAAAUAUGUAGAUGAGAGAAACCUCAUGAUUCUACCAAAAUUUUUAUCAACAGCUGUUUAAAGUCUUUGUAGCGUUUAAAAUAUAUAUAUAUAUACAUAACUGUUAUGUAGUUUGGAUAGCUUAGUUUUAAAAGACUGAUUAAAAAGCAAAAAGAAAAAAAAAGAGAGAAGCAGUUUUGAAGCAUCCCACAGAAGGAGUUGGUUCUGUAUUAUUUGUAUUAAAUACGAGCUUGCGAACCAAUCACUUUUCAUCUUGGUUUUUAAACCACGAGGGUACAAUGAAUGCAGUGCCCUUUCUUUCUCUUUCUUUCUUCUUUUUUUUUUUUUCUGUGUGAAACAACUUUUAUUGUGACGUUACUUGUUAUUGUUUAAAUGUACAGAAACAAAGGGUAAAAUGUGUUAAUAUACCUUGUUCCAUGGUGUUGUUCUUUUGGGGGGAGGGGACGCUACUCAACAAUGAAUGGAAUCAACGCUGUUGGACCAGUAGUAUUUAUUGCUUUAGAGGUUGCUUGUUGUACCUGUACGUCUGUCCCUUUUUAAAUAUGUUUCCUUUUUUUUCCUUUGAAACUGUAUAAAGUCCCCCCCCCCCCGUCCUUAGCAUAAGCAUCUUAUAUAUAACAACUCAUUUGUACAAGGUUUUUAAGUUUAUAUAUAAAAUGUGUAUAUAUUUUUUGUUUCCUUUUUUUUGACUUUUGUUUAUUUGUUUGUUUCUGUAUGAAACCCGGACGCCACCAAAAGGACAUUAAUAGUUACAUUAAGGGUCAGUAGCAUUAACAAGGGUUGCUUUAAAAGCCAUUAUGUAAAACAAGACUUGAACAUUAGUGAGAGAAUCUUCGCAGCUGUCUGAGCAGCCCUGGGAACCACCCCGUUUCCCCCCAUCUCCUAGUCAAUUGCCCUGUGCUCUUAGAACAUGGACUGACCGUGUGCAAAACUUUUAUGUGCCAAAAUUCUCAGUGGCUUUAGCUUCCUCCCUCUUUUUUGAUGCUGUACUUUCUGUUCGCCAUGUUUUGCUGUGAUGUUACAUAGAUAGACUUGUGUGUAGUUUUAAUGUCACCUAUAACAAAAUGUGUUUGGUAGCAGACCGUCCAGAAAGCAUUUUAAAUGAAGAGGUCUAAACCCUUAAGGGCCAAAAAUUCUGUAUAUUAGAUUACUCUUAAAUGAAAAAAAAAAGAAAAAAAAACCAGCUGCCGCUUUUAUGUACACAUAUUACAUACAAGUAGGUGGUGAACUUUACAAACAAGAAAACCUAGGCAUGCUGAUGUUGUAAAAUGCUGUAUAAAGCUGAGACCUGUCCCUUCAGUGCCAUCGUAGUUGACAUGAAGCGAUUGUAAAACUGUCUCUGGUUUUCUCUGGUUUCUUAAAAUGCUAACUAUAACAUUUUUCUGUGAAUACUCUGAAUGUUUCCUAACAGUUGUGAUGUUACUGUUCUGUUCUACGCUUAUCCCAAGUUCAUUUUGAAUGGUUUGGAAGCCGUUUUUGUAAUGAAUCAAUGUCCAUGCUGUACAGUAUCUGUAGCAUGCCGUUCUGGGUUAAUAAAAGCGACUUAGUAUGUGCAGAUAAA
Molecule: messenger RNA, 3392 nt
Organism: Cricetulus griseus (Chinese hamster)
Lineage: Eukaryota; Metazoa; Chordata; Mammalia; Rodentia; Cricetidae
Source: RefSeq, a predicted model, not a curated record